Molecule: messenger RNA, 958 nt
Organism: Tyto alba (common barn owl)
Lineage: Eukaryota; Metazoa; Chordata; Aves; Strigiformes; Tytonidae
Product: keratin, type II cytoskeletal 2 epidermal-like
Exons: 2
Coding region: 67-774 (235 amino acids)
Source: RefSeq, a predicted model, not a curated record
UGCUAAACGCCAUAUAAAAGUUCCUGUCUGAUAAAGCUCCUCAUUCAGUCGACUUUUAUCUUCUAAAUGUGUUUCCAAUGGCUGAGGAGGAUUUAUCACUGUCUCCGAGGGAGACGUGCCCGGCGGAACAGGGGCUACAGCAAUGAGAUCUCCUCUCACCACAGAGGAUGCUACGGCAGCAGCGGGGGCCUCUCAAGCAUCCAGGGACAUGGAUCCUUCUUCUGCGGUGGGGAAGGUUCAGUCAUCUACAGCCGGGGAGCUUCACCCUGCCAGCCCAUGCCAACAUCAUCCACCUACAACGUUGCAGGGGGGUACAGAUGUGGCAGUGACGGAUCUGUUGUAAUAACCAGUGGUGACAAUAGGGGGACAUCUGGCUGGGACAUUUCAGGGGGGACAGUCCCAGUCUACGGCAGCAGGGGGAAAAUAGGGUGCAGCAGUGAGGACUCAGGCCAGAACAUCAUUAUCAGCUCAGGGGAUGGUGGAGGAUCCAUCUGCCACAGUGGGAAAUUGGGGAUCGCUGCUGGAGGAGGCUCUGGAUAUGGAUACGAUGCAUCACCGAGGGAAAAGGCCUUAACAGGAGGGGUCAGCGGUGGAUCAGGGUGCCACAGUGGAGGAUUGGGCUAUGGCAUCAGGGGAUGUUCAGGCCCAGAGCUCAGCUCUGGAGGUGAUGGGUUCUCCCAGGACAUGCAGCAGAAAUGCCCCGUGGUCAUUCCCAACAUUGAGGACCACCAGUGCAAGCAGAGCAGCCAGUGGCCCCCCAGUCAGAAAAAGUGACUGACCCAGCUCAAGCAAAAGUGCCCUGGAUGUGCCGCAAUGCGGCUUUUCCCCAACCAUGUCAUUAGGGUCAGGGAGUUUUGCAUUCCUCACAUUGGACUGUGCUAGCAACGUUGCUGCAAGCACUGCUGGGAAAAGUGAUUUGUGCUUUGGUGAUGGGCAAAGAUUCCUCUCUUCAUCUCGU